AAGGAAGGAAUAUAAUUCAUGGAAUCUACUUUGGAUACUAGAAGAACAACUUGAUAAUAUUCAGAAUAUAGAAUUGAUAAUUAGUGAAUAUAAAGAAUUAUUAUUUAAUAAACUUAGUAUUACUCAAAAAAAUAUUGAUACUAUUCAGAGUAUAUUAUCAGAAAUGAUGAGAUAUUAUAAAACUAAAAAAGAAAAAAGAAAUUUUUUAGAAUUAACAGUUGAAGUAUUAGUAAAUGGAAAUAUUGAUGUUGAUGAUAUAGAAGAUAUAUCUAUUAAAAAUAUGUAUAAAUCAUUUGAGUUUUAUUUUUAA
Molecule: messenger RNA, 310 nt
Organism: Scutellospora calospora
Lineage: Eukaryota; Fungi; Glomeromycota; Glomeromycetes; Diversisporales; Gigasporaceae
Source: the annotation of a GenBank genome assembly